UGCAAAAUCUCAAGCCAAGGGGAAGAACUUGUCUCUUACAUAAUUAACCCCAAAAUCUUUUGUUUCAAUUAAGAGAUAAUUAAUUAAUUAUGGGGGUGAAGAAGCUUGCAAUUGCUAGCAUUGCUUCAAUUCUUCUAGUGGCUUGUGUGGUGGCAGUAGCUAUCUCAUUCACCAGCAAGAGUAAUGAAGAUAAUUCAUCCAAUAAUACUAGUAAUAAUAAAGUUGAUUCUCAUAUUUCAACUUCUACAAAGUCUGUCCAUGCAAUUUGUCAAUCUACUGAUUACAAACAAACUUGUGAAAAGAGCUUAGCAAGGGCCAACAACACUAAUGAUCCAAAAGACCUCAUUAAGGUUGAGUUUAGUGCCACGAUUAACGAUCUCUCUAGCGUAAUCAAGAGUUCCAAAUCGUUAAUCCAGGAAGCCUCGAAAGAUCCCAGGACUAAAGACGCGUUGCACACAUGUGAAGGCCUCCUGGGUGUCGCGAUAGAUGACCUGAGGAGGUCAUUCGAUGAUAUCAACGUGCUAGACGUGACCAAGCUUCAGGAUUACACUGACGACCUUAAAACAUGGCUCAGCGCGGCCAUCACUUAUCAGGAAACGUGUUUGGAUGCUUUUGAGAACACGACCGGUGAGACAGGUGAGAAAAUGAAGAAAUUAUUGAAAAACGCGGGGGAGCUCACAAGCAAUGGUUUAGCUAUGGUUUCGAGUUUUGGUUCAGUACUCAAAAACCUGAACCUGAAGAUCCCUGGUGUAAACCGAAGGUUAUUAAAUACUCAUGAAAGGAUGCUCCAAGAAGUUAAUUCUAAUGGGCUAAAGCCUAAUGUUGUGGUUGCACUUGAUGGUAGUGGACAAUAUAAGUCUAUUAAUGAGGCCCUAAGAGCUGUGCCCCAAAAGAAUACACAAAAAUUUGUUAUUUUCAUCAAGGCUGGUGUUUACAAUGAGUAUGUUGAGAUCCCAAGGAAAGUGAACAAUGUUGUGUUUAUUGGUGAAGGCCCAACCAAAACCAAAAUUACUGGUAGCAAGAACUUUGCUGAUGGCACUGGCACUUUUAAAACUGCCACAGUUGCUGUUAAUGGAGACAACUUCAUGGCAAAGGAUAUCGGAUUCGAGAACACAGCUGGACCGAUAAAGCACCAAGCUGUUGCUCUUCGUGUCUCGGGUGACAUGGCCAUUUUCCACAACUGUCAAAUCGACGGUUAUCAAGACACCCUAUACGUCCACUCCUAUCGCCAAUUCUUCCGCGAUUGCACCAUAAGUGGGACCAUCGACUUCAUCUUUGGGGACGCCUCAGCAGUGUUCCAAAACUGCAAAAUGAUCGUUAGAAAACCGAUGGCGGAACAAGCCUGCAUGGUCACUGCACAAGGACGGAAAGAUAGACGUGGGGUUGGUGCUAUAGUCAUGCAAAAUUGCCAAGUUUUGGCUGAACAAGAUUUUCUAACAGCUCAACCACCUAUUAAGGCAUAUUUAGGAAGACCAUGGAAGGAAUUUUCAAGAACUAUUAUAAUGCAAUCUUCAAUUGAUGGAUUUAUUGCACCAGAGGGAUGGUCAGUAUGGGCAGGAAAUUUUGCACUUGAUACUUUGUUUUAUGCAGAGUAUCAAAAUAGGGGAGCUGGAUCAAAUACUAAUAAUAGGGUAAAUUGGAGGGGUUAUCAGAAAAAUAUUGCACCACAAGUUGCUGCUGGAUUUGCCCCUGGACCUUUUAUUAGGGCUGAUGAGUGGGUUAAAUUGAGUGGUGUUCCAUAUGAAUCUGGUUUGAUGAAGGUUUGAUUGAUUUUCUUUGUGGAUGACUUUGUAAUAAUUAAGGGAAUUUUUUUCCAAUAAAACAUUCAUUUUGUUGG
This is a messenger RNA of Lycium barbarum (goji berry), 1837 nucleotides long. RefSeq names its product pectinesterase-like. The record is from RefSeq and is a predicted model, not a curated record. Gene Ontology annotation, molecular function: pectinesterase inhibitor activity; pectinesterase activity. The coding region runs from base 90 to 1766 and encodes 558 amino acids. The transcript is spliced from 2 exons. Lineage: Eukaryota; Viridiplantae; Streptophyta; Magnoliopsida; Solanales; Solanaceae. Gene Ontology annotation, biological process: cell wall modification.